GGGGCGGGCACCGUGUCCCAGGAGGACAGAGUUUGCAUUGAUGAAAACCCUUCCCAGCUCUUUGAAGCCUCUUUCCCGCUGCCUGAGCCCAGCCGCCUAGUCCUCUGUGUCCCAUAAGACUGCUCACUCUCUGCCAGGAUGGCAUCUUGUCUGGCCCUGCGCGUGGCGCUGCUGCUCGUCUCUGGGGUCCUGGCCCCUGCGGUGCUCACAGCAGAGGGUCCCCAGGAACCGGAUCCCACCCUGUGGAACGAGCCUAUUGAAUUGCCCUCCGGUGAAGGUCCCCUGGAGAGCACAAGCCACAACCAGGAAUUUGCUGUCUCUGGUCCUCCGUUCCCCACCUCUGCUCCAGCAUCAGAGGACAGCACCCCUCCGGCCAGGGUGGACCAGGACGGAGGAUCGCUUGGGCCAGGCGCCAUUGCAGCCAUCGUGAUCGCCGCCCUGUUGGCCACCUGCGUGGUGCUGGCACUCGUGGUCGUCGCGCUAAGGAAGUUUUCCGCUUCUUAAAGCCAAUAAAGGAGCUGCGCAGGCCCGCCCGCGGCGACUCUGCA
Mus pahari (shrew mouse) is the source of this 548-nucleotide messenger RNA. RefSeq names its product secondary ossification center associated regulator of chondrocyte maturation (gene Snorc). NCBI's taxonomy places the organism in Eukaryota, Metazoa, Chordata, Mammalia, Rodentia, Muridae. Gene Ontology annotation, cellular component: cell periphery. The coding region runs from base 139 to 504 and encodes 121 amino acids. The record is from RefSeq and is a predicted model, not a curated record. The transcript has 3 exons. Gene Ontology annotation, biological process: cartilage development.